AUGAACCACCGAGUCCCUGCCCACAAGCGGUACCAGCCCACAGAAUACGAGCACGCAGCCAACUGUGCCACCCACGCCUUCUGGAUCAUUCCCAGCAUCCUCGGCAGCUCCAACCUCUACUUCCUGUCGGACGACGACUGGGAGACGCUCUCCGCCUGGAUCUACGGCCUGGGCCUCUGCGGCCUCUUCGUGGUGUCCACCGUGUUCCACACCGUCUCCUGGAAGAAGAGCCACCUCAGGAUGGUGGAGCACUGUCUGCACAUGUCUGACCGCAUGGUCAUCUACUUCUUCAUAGCGGCCUCCUACGCGCCCUGGCUGAACCUCCGGGAGCUGGGCCCGUGGGCCUCCCACAUGCGCUGGCUGGUCUGGAUCAUGGCCUCUGUCGGCACGGUCUACGUCUUCUUCUUCCACGAGCGGUACAAGCUUGUGGAGCUGCUGUGCUACGUCGUGAUGGGCUUUUUCCCCGCCCUGGUCAUCCUUUCGAUGCCCAACACCGAGGGCAUCUGGGAGCUGAUGACCGGCGGCGUCUUCUACUGCCUGGGCAUGGUGUUCUUCAAGAGUGACGGCAGGAUCCCCUUCGCCCACGCCAUCUGGCACCUCUUUGUGGCGCUCGGUGCCGGCACCCACUACUAUGCCAUCUGGAGGUACCUCUACCUGCCCAGCUCCCUGCAGACCAAGGUGUCCAAGUGA
Molecule: messenger RNA, 690 nt
Organism: Lepus europaeus (European hare)
Lineage: Eukaryota; Metazoa; Chordata; Mammalia; Lagomorpha; Leporidae
Gene: MMD2
Product: monocyte to macrophage differentiation associated 2
Exons: 6
Coding region: 1-690 (229 amino acids)
Cellular component (GO): membrane
Molecular function (GO): pore-forming activity
Source: RefSeq, a predicted model, not a curated record